This is a messenger RNA of Musca domestica (house fly), 3079 nucleotides long. RefSeq names its product G2/mitotic-specific cyclin-B. Lineage: Eukaryota; Metazoa; Arthropoda; Insecta; Diptera; Muscidae. Bases 426 to 2090 code for a protein of 554 amino acids. The transcript is spliced from 5 exons. The record is from RefSeq and is a predicted model, not a curated record. Gene Ontology annotation, cellular component: cytoplasm; cyclin-dependent protein kinase holoenzyme complex; nucleus. Gene Ontology annotation, biological process: mitotic cell cycle phase transition; regulation of cyclin-dependent protein serine/threonine kinase activity. Gene Ontology annotation, molecular function: cyclin-dependent protein serine/threonine kinase regulator activity.
ACGCCAUUUAUUCAAAAGCAAACAGCAACGGCUCGAGUUCAGAUCGUAGGUAGAGAGCAGAGAUUUUCGUUUUAUAAGAAUUUUAUUUAUUAUUUUAUUUUAAAGAAAACACCUACGUUUUCACAAAAGUGCAAUCAACGAGAAAUAUCGAAAAGAAUAGUAACAAAUAGAAAUAAUUAACAAUUUUUGUGUGUCAUUAAUGUAAUCAAGUAACAAAAAGAAAAAAACUUCAAAUAAAUUUGUGUGUUUGUCGAGCCUGAACAAAACGUCUCUGUAUUUGUGUGUCAGUUUUUAUUCUCCUCGAAGAAAAUUCUGGGAAUAAAAACUUUCAAUUAAAAUAAACGAAGAAAAAAGCGAUCGAUUUCAGUAAUUAUAACAAAUUCUAAAGAGGAUUCUAUAGAAUACAAAACAAAAACUAGACAAAAAUGGUUGGAACAACUGUUUUAAAACGUGUCGAUGAGAAUGAGUCUGCUGCUUUCAAGCAAGUUAAAAAAAUUGGUGUCUCCACAACAGAGGUCACAAAAAGAGCCGCAUUAGGAGACCUACAAAAUCGUGGUGUUGUACGGACAAUUGCCGCCAAGGACGCAGCACAAAAGGACCUGAAGGAUACAAAACUUCAAAAUGCGUUGCGUGCAACCAAGGCUCGUGUGGAUACCCAUUGGAAGAAGACCACAACAACGACCACAGUCGGCGGUGCUACACGUACAAAUGUUGCAACCGGCGAAGUGGCACCUACUGCUGCCGCAGCCCAGCGUAAAGUAUUAACCCGAUCCAAUUCGGUGCGUUUGGGCACCACAACCACCACCGGAUUGGGAGGACUGCAACGACAUGCAUCGGCAAAUUCGCACUUGCUUGUCGGGCAUAAUAAAGUUAAGACGCUGACCACGAAACUGGUCGAAAAUAAAGUGCAACAAGUUAAAAUUAUCAACAAAACAAACAACAAGACUGAAACGGAUGUCACCGUCGAACCUUCUCUACGUCGUGAAGAUAGCAAUUUAUCCCGUAAAUCAUUAACAAAAAUCAAGGCUGCCAUUACACAAAAUGCUGCUACAACCAAACCAACACUGGUCAAAUCGCAUUCGGCAGCUGCCACAUUAAGCCGUAAGGAACCAGUUGUGAAGACCACCGAAACAACAGCUACCUCUACCACCACUAAGUCCGCCGAUAAUAAACUGAAAAUUGUCAGUGUUCAAACACACUCAAGCAAGCUAUUGGACGAUGUUAAGGAUAUUGAUGAAGGCGAUUCGGAAAACUUGGUUUUGGUCUCAGACUAUGUUAACGACAUCUAUUCGUACCUUUUCAAAUUGGAAGCCGAGCAGCCAGUUGCCAAAAAUCACUUGGAAGGCCAGGCUGAGGUCUACGCCAAAAUGCGUGCCGUUCUAAUUGAUUGGAUCAACGAAGUUCAUACUCAGUUCCAUUUGGCCGCUGAGACAUUCCAAUUGGCUGUGGCAAUAAUUGAUCGUUAUUUGCAAGCUGUUAAGGAUACCAAACGAUCACAUUUGCAAUUGGUUGGCGUUACCGCAUUGUUCAUUGCUGCCAAGUAUGAAGAGCUUUUCCCACCAGCCAUUGCGGAUUUCAUCUAUAUCACCGAUGAUACCUAUACUGGCAAGCAAAUUCGUCAAAUGGAAUUGCAGAUAUUCAAGGCUUUGGAUUGCAAUUUGUCGCGACCAUUGCCCAUACAUUUCUUGCGCCGUUUCUCCAAAGCUGCUGAAGCUGAAGACAAUCAUCAUGCCAUGUCGAAAUACUUUUUGGAAUUGGCCAUGAUUGAGUAUGAUAUGUCACAUUAUAAGCCAUCAGAAAUUGCUGCCGCCUCACUGUUCCUCUCCCUAAAUCUAUUGAAAGAAAAUACCAACAUGGCCACCGGUUUGAACAACAAACAUUGGAACUCGACCUUGGAAUGGUAUUCACGUUACUCGCCGGAGCAUUUAAGACCCAUUGCCAAGAAAAUUGCCACUGUGGCUCGUAAUGCACCAAAUGCCAAACUGAAGGCUGUGUAUACCAAAUAUCAAGCUUCAAAAUUCCAAAAAGUCUCCACACGUUCCGAAUUGUAUAGUACUCUAAUGGAUUCCAUCGUUAGCAGUAAGGAGUAGAUAUAACAAUUGUAGUGGUUGACUUUUUCUUUUGUUUGUAAUAUUCUUCUUUCAAACACAUACAAAAGGGAGUGAGAAAAAUUUCAUCGAAAGAAAUUUUAGUCCAUUUAAUAAUGUUAAUAAAUAUUAACAAAUUUGUGUCAUAAAACAAUUGUAUAAGCAAAUUACAUAACUAUGCAUUAUUAUUAUGAUUUAAUGUGAAUCUAGACAUUUUAAUGUUGACUGACCACAGUGAGGAUCAGAAAUCCAUGAUCAUAUUUCCAACUUCAAAAAAUAAAAAGACCUUAAGGUUUGAGAUUUCCUAGAUGACACUUUUCCUACUCUCUCUGCCUUUGUCUUUAAUAAUUGUAACAAUAGUUAGCAUAAUUGUUUAAUUUUUGUCCCUACCCCAUCCCUUAUUUAGUACAAAAUUUACCCAUUAAGUACGUACUGAUUUUUGGUAUGGAAUCCCCAUUUAAUUCAUCACACAUACAUAGAGGCAGUUUUAUCAAUUUAAUAUUUGUUUUCUUUAACAUCACCUUGAGUCUUGUGAUGUUUGAAAAGAAAACAAAACCAGUAGCUUUGGGAAGUACAAAACGUUUCAUUGUUGUCCAUAAUUCAAACAAACUAUAGGCGCGGCGCGGCUUUUUGUUACCAAAAAAAAAAAAAAUAUAUAAAUAUGAUUUGGUUAGGAUUUUGUUUAGGUUCGGGUCUUAGGCGCGGCUUGAUUUGGCUUAAUUUGCUUACAUGGCAAAUGUAUGACUCAGAAAAAAGCAGCUGUAUUUUAUAGUUUUACUCAUGAUAUUUACAAAACAAUCGCAUUUGCUGGCUAAAUAAAUGUUGCGAUAAAUCUCUAACUUACUAUUCUUUUCUACACAGCGUUCCUUUUCUAUAUGCCUUUCAUAAAAAAGAUUUAACAACAAAUGUUUUGCUUUAAAUUUCCCCUAAUUUUCCCACCUUUAUCUGACUGAUUUUUCAAUAAAUUCCAUACGAACAUUAGCUAUUUUAAA